Molecule: messenger RNA, 5355 nt
Organism: Anarrhichthys ocellatus (wolf-eel)
Lineage: Eukaryota; Metazoa; Chordata; Actinopteri; Perciformes; Anarhichadidae
Product: zinc finger protein 316-like
Exons: 4
Coding region: 1358-2932 (524 amino acids)
Biological process (GO): regulation of transcription by RNA polymerase II
Molecular function (GO): DNA-binding transcription factor activity, RNA polymerase II-specific; RNA polymerase II cis-regulatory region sequence-specific DNA binding
Source: RefSeq, a predicted model, not a curated record
AGAUGAAAUGAAAUAAUAAUAAGCUGUAGAAACCACAUCAGUAUUCCCUAGCUCUGUAAAACUAGUAUUAAGAAAAUAAAUCUGAUGUCGUCCAAGUUUAACAUGAUUUAUUGUGUCACUUCAAUCUAAAGCAAGAGCACCGAUGUUAAAACAUCAGUGUCUCUGUCCAUUGAUACUGUAGAGGGGUCCAGUCCAAGAUUUAGCCCAAUAUUUCGUAACAUUCUGGAUAUUUUAUCUAAGCACGUGAAAAGAGGAGAUCUGAUUAAGAAACCAUUUAUGGAAAAAAAAAAAAGUGUUUCUGGCUAAUUCAGUGAAUAGCCCGACAGAACGAGGUCAUUGAAUGCAACACUGCCUUAAAGUAGACCUGCUCUUUGACGACAGUGUUGUAGCUGAAAGAACAGCCUCGGUAGAAGCUGUUGUAAUCUGUUGUCUCACAUUACAUCCUUCAAUCCAUCAAACUUAUUUUUUUUGUAUGAACUGAAAGUAAAUGUUUAGUCGUUUGUACAUAUUUUUCUGCUGUUUGCCUUAAUCACAGAUAGUGCUGUUUGGUAUCAAGUCUACAGGUUUGUGCCGAAUUCAAAACUGCAUCAUUCAAACUCUUUUAGAUCACCCGUGUGUUGUGUGCUUGCUUGUGGAGUCAAACCUUUGGACUCAUCUUUGCGAUUUUUUUACUGUAUUUUCUGGUCAUUUGUUGUCCUGUAGAAUCUCUUCUGUGACUUUUUCAGAUACCUGAAAACAUUACAUUGUUGAGGACUUCUUACAUUCAAAAUUGUUUUGUUUCAUCUGAUGCUUGAGUCCUUAAAUAUGCCAGAACAAAAGUGCACAUGUUUUACAGUUUCAACUGUUCCAACGGUUGUUUUAUCUUGUAGUGGUUGUAUUCAUGAAUCCACACGGGAUGAUCUUACAACCCUACCGCUCUUUAUUUUCUUUAAUAAAAGUAUAAUAGUGUUGCUAGACUUAGACAUGGUUGACAUUUCCCCAAAUAAAAUCCCUAUUUUGUACUUUGUCUUGCAUGAUUUUUGAGUAAUACGAAUGAGGUCCAUCUUUUCAACGCCACACAUUUAUCCUCACUCUCCACUGAUGUCUGCAGUACACGAACCCCUCAGCUAUCUUAUCGCGAGACUUGCAAGCAAUUGUCACAUCAACCUGCUAGCUGCACGACGGGUCGCCGCAUCUUUUGAACGCGACUACAGCGCUUUCAUGGAUCAAAUGUUAGCCAGUGACUGUAUUUGACCACCGGCCUGCCAAGAGGCUUAGUCGACCUGCGUGUUGGCUUGUCUCCAUUGCAUGUAGCUUACACGGUUAGCUUCAGUGCUAGCCCUAGCUAUGGCCUAGCUCGUUAACAUGGCAACAACUCAUGGCAGCCCGCAGAUGUAAGGGUCAGCCAGUCGUCGUCGUCUUUAAAACAUCCUCGCUGACGCACAAGACGAUGGAGUCCGCGAGGAGCGCUUUCCACGCGCAGCUGGCCACCGUCAUGGACUCGCUGCUGGCCGCCGCCGUGUGCGAGAUCGCCAAGAUCUUCGAGAGCAGCCUGUGUGAGCAGCAGGCGGAGCUAGCGCAGAAAACGGAGCAGAUCUCCAGCCUCAGAGGCAAGCUGGAGAAAGUGGAGAGGAGGCAGAAGGCAAAGGGUGCAGGAGGAGGAGGAGGAGGAGGGAGCGAGGAAGGGGAGAUGUCAUCCGGAGACAGAGAGGGAAGUUUGAGGCAGCAGACCGUGGCAGGAUCAGGACUGCAUGUGGGAAAGGAUACGUCUCCUCAUUCAAACCCAGUAGAAGGACUCAGGCAGAGCCUCAGUGGGCUGAAAGAAGAGGUCAAAGGCCAGAAUGGUCCUUCAGUAAAACACGAGCGUGCUGGAUCUCGACCUUCCUUUGGGUCCGUCGCAGUCCAAGUCCCAGACGGAAGCCUCGCUGCCGGGGACCAGAGGCAGAUAGAGACCCUGUCUGGUGCACAAACCAAGGCCAAAUUGUCUCACUGGGAUCAGGACGGUGCAGACCACAGAUCUCUCCAGGAUCAAGCCUCCACCCCUUUUCUCUCAAUCUCCCAGAGCGGACGUUGCUCCCCUAGGCCCGACCCAAGCCUAGCUCAACCAGGGGAGUGGUUACCGGGGUUAACCGCCGCACGAGGUGGGGCGUCCGGUCUGGAGAACCUGCAGACGGACGGCACCAGCUGCUCCGGUCCAGCUAGCAGCAGCACCGGCGCAGAUACGCCCUGCUUCCGACCGGGUUUUGUCUCCGACGAGACCAGCAACGAAGAUGACGACAGCUCCUUCCCUUUCCUGGACCAGGAGCCUGAAAACCACAACUCCAACCAGAACUCGGUGCAGAGGGGGGCCCGCCAGGUUCAGCCCCAAGCCCCCUCUGGAGAAUCCCAGUGGAGACCCAGAGACGACAGGGGUGGGAGAGGCCCCAUCAAUCACACACGGCGGCUCACUACCUUUGGCAACAGAGACCCUCUCCGACCGCAGGCCAAUUCACAGUCGCUCCCGCUGCGACACACCAACACUCUGAGCCACCCUGCAGCUCCCGGCGGAGGGAGCGGACGGCCUUACACCUGCCCAUACUGCACCAAGUGUUUCACCUACCCCUCCCACCAGCGCAGACACCUUCUACGCCACACAGGAGUCAGACUGCAUCCCUGUCAGUUUUGUGACAAGAGCUUCCUCACUCCCUCUGAGCUCACCGUGCACACUCGCACGCACACAGGGGAGCGGCCGUUCGGCUGCGCUCAGUGUGGGAAACGUUUCGCCCGCAGCGGGAACCUGAGAGCCCACCAACGGGACGUUCACAUGGGGAAGAGGCCCUUUGCCUGCGCAGAGUGCGGGAAGAGAUUUGCCCACAGGGGGAACCUGAGGGUGCACAAUCACAGAGUCCAUCAAGGAGAUCCCUACUACAUGGAUGAACAGCCGGAGCCUGACGUCGGCCCCAAUCCCAUUUGAAAAGUCCUAAAAAAAAAAAAAAAAAAGAAUGGCUCUGCACUUUAAUUUUAUUUGCAAAAUAAACUUUAGGAAACUUACUUCUGAACACUUAAAACGGUUUGAAUGUAUUUAAGGUUUUUGGUUUGUUUGUUUGUUUGUUUGUUUUUCAUACGGGGAAACUGUAAGAUUAACCACCAUCAGACUUUAUAAUACGUAAUUAAUACAUAGUCAAAGUACAUUUUACUUAAGUGUCAGAAUUAUGGGUCACACUUGAGGGGAGAGCUUUGUAUUUACUUUACUGUAAAGGACUGAUAUGAUAUAAUCAUCCAUGAAUGAGAAAUAUUACCUGCUGUUGUAUAGAAAAUAACUUCUCUAGGGUGACGUUAUCCUCCAUUAAUGUUCUUCUCAAAGCUAAUACAGAAAGUCUAGUAUUAUAUGUAGACGUGGCAUGCGGAGGUAGGAUAGCACAGGUCUGCUUAUGUACUGCCCAUCUCCUCAAACCUUUAUUUUGACGGUGUUGUAAAAUGGAAACGUGUUAUUGCAACUAGUACAUAACCGUGUUGUUAAAGAGGAACUGUGCUUUUAUUUUCCAUUCUGUUUUUGCAAGGUAAAAUUAAAUAUUAUACGACAGAAUAUUCGUUUUUCUCAGUCGGAGUCAUUAAUGCUUUGUUCAGUAGGAUCUAACAUUGGUGUACGUUCUUUGCCAGACACCAGGGGGCAGUGUCAACAUACAAAAGACUUGGAUUUGGACAUCAUUGCAAAUAGAUUUUUGAUACAAGUGUUGCAGUCAGCAUGUUUACCCAUGUGCCCUAUAUUUGCAGAUCUUUUUCCCUGACGCAUGCACUGCCACGCCACAUCUGUCAUGGUGAUGGUCUACAAGCAUGUGCUUAUGGAGCAAAAUCUAAAUGUGAGUGUUUGAGUCCUUUUGGUUACUGGGUUAACCUGUGCAAAAUCUGAUUUCUCGCCCUGCAGUUUGGCCUAUAUGUAAGUGUGUGUGUGUAAAAACGUGAGCAGUUUUGUGCCUUUAUAGCAAUCACUCUUGACAUUACCAAGACAUUUUUACCUGAGUCCCUUGUUACAGGAUAGCUUCACCAUGUCAUGCCCUUAUGUCCCUGUAAUUGUUCCUCCUCUCCACGUCAGCCCUGAAAACAAUCCAUCCUCAUGUGAUUUAAUUUAAAUGAUUGGCUACAAAAUCCACAUUCAGCUGAUAUGUUAUGCCCACUUGAUUUAUUGUCUCAGGACGCUGAAGCCUCGUAGAGCUUCAACUGCACGGUGGUUUUGUGCCCGAUGCCGUACACAAAGGCCUACAUAAAGAAGCCUUGAGGAUGUGGGAUGUGUUCGAGGUUGAUGAGACAUUUGUCCCCGUCUCUCACUCUCCCUUUCACACCCACACUCGACUGCUGAGAGAGGCUUGGCUGAGCUGUGGCCAUGUAUUCCCCAGGCUGCUGAGCCCUUGGUUUGCUCAUUGAAAGAUUGCAUUCAGUGACCCCCCCUCCCCCCCAAAGGUCACCUGUGUCUGUCUCUCCCUCUGGGUCUUUAUACGCACACAGUUGUAAAACUGUUUUAAAGGAACGCACAACCAAAGGCUAACCCUACGUUGGUUCUGGGAAUGGGUACAUGUCUUGCUUAUUUAUAGAGUUUUAUGUUUAUGGAUUCAUGGGUCAGAUCAGAGCAAAGUGUGUAUGUGAGUGCUGUUAAUGUGGAAUCCCCACCAAGCAAAGCUGCAUGCUCUUACAGACCAUUAAGUGAAUAUAAGCACUGUAGUUAUGUGCAGAUGAAAGCGCCGGGUCAGAUAGAAACCCAAAUCUAUAACAUAGGUGUGUGUGUGUGUGUGUGUGUGUGUAUUCAUAGGCAGAGGUCACAUAGGCUUUGCAGUGUUUUCUGUUUGUAUGUGUGGUUAUGCGUAAUCUCCUUUCUGCUCUAAGCAGCUUUUCCCCGGGGGGAAGAGGCAACAAAUGAACAGCUGACCAAUGCUGGAAGGACUGCACACUACGGCUGCUUUACAUUUAUGUGAUACAAGGGACGUUGUAUGGAGAUAUUUUAUAAAUUCACCCAUUCAAAACAAUGUUUCUGGUGAUUUACUCACAUUUUCCCUGCAUGUACUGGGCGAAACCUGAUGAAAUUAUUUGACCCAAGUAAAUCCACAGUGAUUUAUCACGGUAUAUAUUCUACCUUUCUGUUUGUUGCCACAGUCGGCAUGUAAUGAUGACUAUAUCCCUAGAUAACCAUGUCCUGGUCACUGUUUAUCACUAGGCCACAGUGUUAUCAUUCUGGUUUCCAGCAGGGAUCAGGCUAUAAUCUGCUCUUUACCUUUUAUGUCACCAUGUUUCAGUUUAUGUCUCCAACCCCUGAGGCUGCUGCUUUAAUUUGCCAGAAGUAAAAAAAAAAACCACACACACUUUCAAACCUCCUUCUAUCGUCUUGCCCUCGGCCCAAAGAGUGAU